AUGCUCAUCGCCGAUGUACGUCUUGCACGAACCCCAUUUUCCUUUGCACUACCUCCCGUUUCCCUUGCGCUACCCCCGUUUUCCCUUGCGUUACACCCAGUUUUCCUUGCCCUACCCCCUUCUCCGUUGCCCUACCCCCUUCUCCCUUGCCCUACCCCCUUCUCCCUUGCGCUACCCCCUUCUCCCUUGCCCUACCCCCUUCUCCCUUGCCCUACCCCCUUCUCCCUUGCCCUACCCCCUUCUCCCUUGCGCUACCCCCUUCUCCCUUGCGCUACCCCCUUCUCCCUUGCCCUACCCCCUUCUCCCUUGCGCUACCCCCUUCUCCCUUGCGCUACCCCCUUCUCCCUUGCGCUACCCCCUUCUCCCUUGCGCUACCCCCUUCUCCCUUGCGCUACCCCCUUCUCCCUUGCCCUACCCCCUUCUCCCUUGCCCUACUCCCUUCUCCCUUGCGCUACCCCCUUCUCCCUUGCGCUACCCCCUUCUCCCUUGCGCUACCCGCUUUUGAAUGCGUGCCCCCAUGCUUCCCCUGCCCAAUUCGCUGCCUCGCAGCAAAACGUGUCCACAGUGGGGCGGAAGUACAAGUCGAAGGUGUGCCUGCCCGAUGCAGUGCGCCCAUCCAAUUUGGCCCCUCCUUUUGUCUUGCUCUUUCCUUUCGUCCUGCCGUCCCGCCGUUUUCUCCCCCAUCCCCCCUCCCCCUUCAUCCUGCAGGCCUCCCAGACGUGUGGGGUUCGUUUUAAGGUGUGGGCGCCCCGCGCAGUGCGCCAAUGCAGUUCGCCCCCUCCCCUUGUCUGUUUCCAUCCGGUUCUGCCUGACCUCCCCCGGUUCUGCCUGACCUUCCCCGCUUCUGCCUGUCCCCGGUGCGUGCAGGGUUCACAGCAGCACCUAUCCACGGUGGGCUUCAAGGGUUCACAGCAGCACCUGUUCACGGUGGGGUCGAAGGUGUGGGUGCCGGAUGCCGCGGAUGCGUGGGAGGAGGGCGAGGUGGUGGCGAGGGACCGCGGGAGCUCCCAGCUCACUGUGGCGCUCGGCACAGGCGGCAAGGGCCAGGCGAGUACGACACAAGGCAUAGGAGGGGCCGGGGAACAGGGGAAUGUGGGGGGGAGGGGAGGGGGAGCAGUAGCUGUACGGAACGGAGGGGGCCACAGCUCACUGUGGUGCUGGGUGGACGCUUCAAGGGCCAGGCAGCAUAACAACAGAACAGAUGGUUACAACACUACUCGACCAUUCCCACUACUACCGUACCGUCCACUACUCUUUACUUUACACCUCCUACCCUAUCCUAUCCUUCCCUAUCUCUCUCUCCUCCUCCAACCUGUAACCUUCUCUCUUCUCUACUCAUCCUCCUCCUCCUCCUCCUCCUCCUCCUCCUCCUCCUCCUCCUCCUCCUCCUCCUCCUCCUCCUCCUCCUCCUCCUCAUCCUCAUCCGCCUCCUCCUCUUCCUCCCCACUAGACCCGUCACUAAUGUCCCAAGGAUCCGCGCCAUUUCGAGCCUUGCGCGCGUUGUGCGACGUCUCCCCCACGGGCCUGGAUCACCGCUUCCGCCCCAAGCCUUACCUCGGGAUCGUUCUUCACCUCUUUGCCGUACUGAUUGUGCGGGUUCAGAAGCCACCCCAUAGCAUGGAGUGGAUUGUGGAGCUGGGCGUCCCACCUCCUUGCUAUGAUAGCCUUGAUGGCGGCCAGAAAGGCCGGCUUGUCUUUGGCCGGCAAGAGAGCGGUGCGUUUCAUCAUCAUUUUGGCUGCCCAUGGGGAGAACCGGAGAGCAUGAGGUGA
This is a messenger RNA of Closterium sp. NIES-65, 1770 nucleotides long. The record is from the annotation of a GenBank genome assembly. Lineage: Eukaryota; Viridiplantae; Streptophyta; Zygnematophyceae; Desmidiales; Closteriaceae.